UGCGGCUACCGAUUAACUCCCAUACCAAGUACAGCUGCCGUUUGCCGGACUCGUUAAGAUAAUUAACAACGUACCCUUGUGGAUGACCUAAUUAUGACCUGAGGAACUACUCGUAGAGCUAUUAAUACAAUUUUUGGAAUGAGUAUCUGCGCAUGCGUUUUUUACACGUAUAGUAAUGGCUGAUGUAAUUUGCGAUCAACCUGCCUGUCGAGAGGGUCAACAUUGUCCUAUCUUCUUGUCACACCAGUGAUGGCGUACAGCGCUGCGUCAGCAUUGACUCGUCGGUUUCCGAGGAUUGCUCGACAACUGAACUACCAGCGUGAAUUCCUGUCACCUACCUCUGUUCGUGUCAACAUUCCCGGGGGUCUGCCGUACGAGGCGUUUGAGGCAAGAGGAUCAAAAGUCAGCCCGUGGAACCUGUUUCAGCUGUUCGAGUCCGCACGCGUCUUCGCAUUCUGGCCCCUUCCAAACGCCGAGCGACCGAAUGAGUCAUUCGCCGACAUCUAUAAGAUAUUACAGGACAACCUAAUGUUCACGGCUACGACAAACCUUUCCAUUAAACGACCAUUAUACGACGACUUUACGCCGAAGUUUCCUUUGUCUGUCACCGUCAAACUUGACUACAUAGGACGCACAUCCAUCUUGACAACAAGUACGUUGGCGCAUACACAUUCGAAUCCCUACGCCGUGUGUAAGUUACAAUCUAUCUUGGUUGACCCCGCCACCAGAAAGCCUACGUCAUUUCCGGAUUGGUGGCGACAGAAAUAUGCAAACGACUCUGCAGUUGAUGGAAGUGCGUUGAUCAUGAAAGAUUUACCGGAUGUAGACGUCGACCAGUGUUAUCAACAUGACGUCAUUGUUAACCCACGUGACUGUGACGCAUAUUCACAUACAAACUGGGCAAAUUAUGUUCCAUACUGUUCGGACGCGUGCAGGUUUGGGUUGUUGCAAAAUAGAUAUAAAAAUAUCACGGAUAGUUCGCUUGAAAAUGGUGUGAAGGAACUUGAGAUGUCUUUCCGUAAGGAAUCGAGUGUCGGUGACACUCUAAAGAUAAUAUCUUGGGAAACUGGAGAUGGUCUUAACUUCCGAGUUUUGAAAAAUAAUGACACAUGCGUCCAGAUGACGAUGCAUUUUUUUGAAGAUAUCGCAGAGGAUAAGUAGCAUGUUUGCCUUCAUCUCAUGGGUAAACUAAUGUAUUGUUGCAUUACUUAAGAAAAAACUUAUGAAAAGCAAAUUCCUGAAAGUUCCAUUUUAAGCAAGUUGACAUCUCAAACAACUCUCAAUUAUUGACAAAUAUAAUCCGUUCACGGGAAAACAUUACUUUACAAGUACCAGAACUGUUCUGAUUCUGAUGCUUUUUCAUUGUCAGAUAUAUUGUUCUGACAAGUGAUGUGUGAAUCAAUUUGUAUUCAAAAUAAAGUUAUUGGAA
This is a messenger RNA of Mizuhopecten yessoensis (Yesso scallop), 1429 nucleotides long. RefSeq lists its product as uncharacterized. Lineage: Eukaryota; Metazoa; Mollusca; Bivalvia; Pectinida; Pectinidae. The coding region runs from base 250 to 1161 and encodes 303 amino acids. The transcript has 3 exons. The record is from RefSeq and is a predicted model, not a curated record.